Conger conger (European conger) is the source of this 6689-nucleotide messenger RNA. It is a transcript of the gene rorca, whose product is annotated as RAR-related orphan receptor C a. Lineage: Eukaryota; Metazoa; Chordata; Actinopteri; Anguilliformes; Congridae. Gene Ontology annotation, biological process: regulation of transcription by RNA polymerase II. The coding region runs from base 332 to 1783 and encodes 483 amino acids. The record is from RefSeq and is a predicted model, not a curated record. The transcript is spliced from 10 exons. Gene Ontology annotation, cellular component: nucleus. Gene Ontology annotation, molecular function: nuclear receptor activity; RNA polymerase II cis-regulatory region sequence-specific DNA binding; zinc ion binding.
GAAGGACAGAUAGAGACAGGGACGGGGAAAGAGCGGUGUAGUCGGACUACCGUAUUAUGCACGGCAAAUACUAGCACAGCGCAAUAGAAGCGAAUAGGCUACCGGAGGAACACGAAGAAAAGUAUUCUAAACUCUUGCUUUUGAUUGACAUUUUCUCUUUUGCUUUUUUUUAUGCAACGGGCACACAUCUGAAAACAUAUGAAGAUUUGUUAUAACCAAUUUUUUCAAUUGCUCCAUUUUGGAGUGAAACAAAAUAUAUCCAGUAAUUGCGGUGGCCAGUUUUAUUUAUAUGUACCGGAGUCAUAUGAAUCGAAGAUAAUAUAGCAGCAAAAUGAGAGCUCAAAUCGAGGUGAUCCCGUGUAAGAUAUGUGGGGACAAGUCCUCAGGAAUCCACUAUGGAGUCAUCACCUGUGAAGGCUGCAAGGGCUUCUUCCGCCGCAGCCAACAGAACAACGCCAUGUACUCCUGCUCCCGGCAGAGGAACUGCCUCAUCGACCGCACCAACCGCAACCGGUGCCAACACUGCCGGCUGCAGAAAUGCCUGGCGCUAGGAAUGAGCCGCGAUGCGGUGAAGUUCGGCCGCAUGUCUAAGAAGCAGCGGGACAGCCUGUACGCGGAGGUGCAGAAGCACCAGCAGUCUCUGGAGCUGCCGGGCGUGCUGGGGGCGGCGGGGGCCGGCGGCGUGGGCCUGCCCCGGGAGGAGGUGUGCGACGCGGGCAGCCUGGGCCGGGCCUACAGCCGGGGCUCCAGCUCGGCCCUCAGCGACCUGGACGACAUCGCGGCCCUGCCCGACGGGCUGCUCUUCGACCUGCCGCUCACGCCCGAGGGCGCGGGCGGGGACUACUGCGGCCUGGGCCAGCUGGGGGGCAGCGCGGGGAGCGGGUCGUCCUCCCAGAGCUCGCCCGAGCAGAGCGGCCUGGACCUGGCCGACGCCCGGCACGUCAAGCACGAGUACCAGAUGCUGCACGCCCCCUCGCUCUUCACCUACCCCCUGCUCAGCGCCCUGCCCGACGGCUGCUCCCUGCUGGAGAUCGAGCGGAUCACCCAGAGCGUGGUGAAGUCUCACCUGGAGACCAGUCAGUACGGCAGUGAGGAGCUGAAGAGGCUCAUGUGGACCGCCUACUCCCCCGAGGAGACCCGCAGCUUCCAGAGCAAGUCUGCGGAGUGGAUGUGGCAGCAGUGUGCCCUCCGCAUCACCAACGCCAUCCAGUACGUGGUGGAGUACGCCAAGAGGAUCGCCGGCUUCAUGGACCUCUGUCAGAAUGACCAGAUCAUCCUCCUCAAAGCAGGCUGCCUGGACGUCCUUCUGAUCCGCAUGUCCUGUGCCUACAACCCCGUCAACAACACCCUCCUGUUCGACGGCAAAUUUGCCGGCCCCCAGCUCUUCAAAGCUUUAGGCUGUGAUGACCUCGUGAGCGCAGUGUACGAGCUGGGCAAGAGCCUCAACCGUCUGCAGCUGUCUGAAGAGGAGAUGGCACUGUUCAGUGCAGCAGUCCUCCUUUCUCCUGACCGGCCAUGGCUGACUGACACUCAGCAGGUCCAGAAACUCCAGGAGAGGGUCUACGUGGCAUUACAGCACUGUCUCCACAGGGGCGGUGCUACAGAGGAGAAACUGGCCAAGAUGGUGUCCAAGCUGCCCAUGAUGAAGUCCAUCUGCAAGCUCCACAUUGACAAGCUGGAGUUUUUCCGCCUGGUCCACCCCGAGACAGCCUACAGCUUCCCCCCUCUCUACCGGGAAGUCUUCGGCAGUGAAAUCGCCUUCCCAGACUCCACUGAGGGCUAACUGCCGUCAGGAAGACAGAGUGAAAGAGGGAGGUAGAGAGAAAUAGAGAGAGAGAGAAGAUAGGAAGGACGUUGGGAAGUUGAGGCAGAGGAAUGUGGUAUCGCAAAGCAGCAACCAGUAGCUCAGUGACAAUCAUGCACACAACACUUUACCCCACACACACACACACACACACUCUGACCUGACUCCAUUCUGUGGGAUAACACUCUAGGGUGGUCCUUCCCAGGGAAUAAAACUUAGGAAUAGCCCAAUGCUAGCUGAAGGGGCCCUGCAUGCAUGCCUCCUUGCAUUAGCUUGCAAUAUGAAUGAGUUCUCUCGUUAACUUCAUGGUCUCAGUAACCAGAGAUCCCUCCAUCCUUGUCCACAAACCAAACCGUGAAUGUACCCCGCAACCAUGGAAACAAAGCCCUAUUCCUGAGACAGAAUGUGUACACAGCCCUGUGCCUGUUGCAGAGCUGUGCUUUUUACAUUUUUACUAAAAUUCCUGGCCAACCCAGGGCUGUAUAUGUCCCAAUUCCCACCCAAUUUGGAAUGUUCGUUUGCAACGUUCAGCUGCGUUCUGUGCGCAUACCACCCUGCUAAUCCGAAAGAGCCGGGGCAUUCGCUGUGGAGGUUUCCUCUGAAACGCGGGGUGUCCCGCAGCUACGUGCUUCAGGCUGCAGCUAAGCUCAAAUAGAGUUGCAUUAGGAGAAGACCUUUCAUAUGCGGCUUUGAUAGGCAGUCUGACAAACGCCCUUUUCAGCCAGUAGGGGACACCCAAGAGCGCCGAAAUGCAGAUCCCUGUGUGACUGUAGCCUCAUAUCCUGGGCGAUGUAGGCACCAGUUGUGCAUCUCUCUGCUGUGCUCAGCACUGGCGCGGUCCAGAGUCCAUCCGAGACCGCAAGGCUCAUCCAAGGGCCACUGCCUGGUGCCUUAAUCGAAUGAGCCACCCAGCAGCCCAAAGCUGUGCUUCUAUGAUGCAGGCUUUAUCCCAGUUUGAAAACAAACCAAUGGUUUGGAUUAUGAUUCAUUAAUGGCCAUUCAGAACAUUUUAAUUCUUUUAGCGAAGCAAUUUAAAGGGACCAAGAUCAGUCACUGUUUUUGCGUAAGACAAAUACCGACCGGUGUGUAGCAUGCAACACAAAGAUAAUCUACCUUCUUUCUUUUUUUUUUGUAAUUAAUUGAUCCGUCGAUCAUCAUUUUAACUGACAUGCACAAAGUAACUGACUCGCACACACCACACUAGAGACACUAACUGGCCGGUCCAUGUGUCCGUACAGGCAUGCACCUUCAGACAGUGUUUUUUGGAGCUGCUUUUUUUUUUUUUUAAAUGCAAUGGAAAAACCUCAGUCCCACAACCCUUUUCCCUUUGCCAAUGCCACUUAGAGAAAACAACAAAAAAAAAAGUAUUUUUAAAUGUUCCUUUAAUUUAUACAUACAUUUAUAUAUAUAUUCAUUUCUUGAGAAAGUAUAAAUAUGUAUAGAGAGAUAGAGAGUGCGAAAAGAAAGAGGAAAAAGGAGAGAUUGAGUGACAGAAAGAGGGGAUUCGGGGAGGGCCUGUCAGACCAUGUAAAAACUGGGACUAAACUCAGCGAAAACGCUGGGGAACAGCGGAGAAGACAAAGCACUUACUGAAUGACCGGGGGCUUACUGUGGACCUUCAUCCUGUGCUCCGGAGGCCAUUUUGGCUCUCCGGUGGAACCGCCCUCCUGAACGCCUUCGCUACGGCCGAAGCGCUAGACUCGCACUUGAGAGGGGCGGGAGGAACCUUUUGAAAGAUAAAAAACACUACGGUGACCUGAACCCCCCCAUCCCAAAAAAGACAGUUUUUAAAGAACUGCUGGAAAACUAAGCUCACCUGUGCGUUCCCAGGACGACCACCUUGUUGUUAAAAUGUAGCCAGCGCUGUGGGAUCCACAGAGACUGUACCAUAGAAGAAGAGGACAAGACAAGUAGCCACCUUCGAAAUGCCAGAGCAAAGGGGGGGUCAGGGGUCAGAGUUCAGGGGUCAAAGACAUUAUUAUGUGUUCAGGCAGAUGGCGAACAGGGGCUUGUGCCUGGAGAAGACUACAUUGUGUCAGGGUAUUUGCAUCUGAAAGUUGUACUCUAUACUCUAGGGUAUCUGUAGUGUAAAACUGUACCCUAGGGUACCUGAAUUGUAAAGGUGUACCCUAGGGUAUCUGAAUUGUAAAGGUGUACCCUAGGAUAUUGGCAUGGUAACGCUGUAACCCAGGGUAUCUGUAUUGUAAAGAUGUACCCUAGGGUAUCUGCAUUGUAAACUGUACCCCAGGGUAUCUGCAUUGUAAAACCUCCCACGGUCAGUUUUUAUGGAUUGUGAAUUGUGCCCAUAUAUAUACGCUCACCCCCUUUCCUCAAGCCUAUCCUCCUAUGUACACUUUGGCACAAUUUAAGGGUUGACAGAGCUAUCAGCUACCCCCCUGAGACAGGGAUUACUACUAUUAUUGUUCUUAUUAUAUAGUACAUAAUCUAUUUUAGAUUUUUGCAGUGCAAAGGACACUGAAGGACAAAUGAAAUAUAUCUUUUGUUUUCUGAACAGAUGUUAUUUUCCUACAAUGUUUGUUAAACUCCGCGAGGGGCGAGUCGAGCCCAUUCUGCUGCGUCCAGUGCUGAAAGCAGACCACCACACAGAGACAAUCACAGGCUGCACAUCCCCCUCCGCCUGGAGAGGACGGCUUGGUCUUCAGUUUUUUAACCGGUCAGCCCUUCCAGGACUACGAUGGUCCUCACGUGGCGGGGUUUGACAGAGGAUACUUAAGUCGGACCAUCUUUGACUUAAGUGCGCUCUUAAUUUUUUUAACUACGAAGCCCUUCUGAGAUUAAGAUCUUUCUCACGUGGCAGGGUUUUGACAGAGCACACUUAAGUCAGACAUCUUUGACUUAAGUAACUUAUAGGUAUUCUUAGGCGUCAGAGUUAAAGCCCCCAGAUGCCUGGAAUCUUAUUCAUAACCGAGGAAGAUCAAUUAACCGAACAUAAGCUGUGUAAUUCAGAACGGCUCGAUCGGAGCGCUUCAUAACCGUAAUGGCAGUGAGGUCAUUUCUCAGCAGGACUUAAGAUGUAUGAUAUCCACGUACAUAACCGAAUCGCACAGUGAUCCACCCUGCGCUGCUGGCCCAGUGCAUAGUCUCCAUUUUGUGUGUUUUUUUUUUUUCUUCUGUUUAAUUUCAUAUGAACUGGGGGAUUUAGGCGGAUCCAUUUUCUGAUUGUUUGUUUGUUUUUUUUUCCUGGGUGCUAAAGGCUAAAGACAGUGUCAUACGGGGACUGUGCAAUAGUCAGUCUUUUUCCAGUUGUAGUGCUUAAGGACCCACACGGGACCUGAGUGUGUUCCCUCCUCAUCCUCUGUACUGUAUUGAGAGGUCGUGGGCCAAAAUCCACGUCAAUCAUACCAGACAGUGCAGAAUGCAGGAGAUUGAUUGUAAGCAAACGUGUCGACUCUUUAGGGAGCUACAAAGGCUAGCUCCUGACACAUUGAUGGAGUAUAAUUUGUUGGGCUUAAGCUCAAGCAGGGAUGUGAUUGUUCCCUCAUUAAGCAGGAAUAAAUUCUGAUUUGCAGACCCUGAAUAUCUCUCCUGGGACCACUGGUAUUUGCAAUACGUUUUCCACAAACAUCAGCUGUCAGAGAGCACAAAAGCACUUGAUGCAUGUGUGUGCUUGUGUGAAAAAAUAGUACGCUGGAGUAUACCUGAUGUAUACUAUUUUGUACUUAACAAUGGUUGAAGUGUAUUUGAAGUUUAUAUCAAGUAUGCUUAGUGUACUAUUUUUUUCACGUGGGAUACCCAAGUCCUAAAUUACAGAAAUGGAAAAUACUACAAUAUAUUGUAAACAUAGACUUUUUUUCAGAAAAUUUAAUUAUCUAAUGUUAAAAUAUAUAUAACAGUAUAUAUAACAAUAGUGUAUUUAAAAGAAUAUUGCAAUACCUGAAAGUGGCAAUAGUUUUGCCCAUACAUCUGGAAAUUUAUUUUAAAAUAUAUGCUUUAUUUCAAUAUUUUUUUUGUGUAUUCCAUUUCUGUAACUGCUGCCUCUGGCUGAGGUGUUUCAGAUCUGAAAAAAUCAGCAUUUUCCUGAUUAAUCGGGAACAAAUACCUGGAGAAAAUUUUUGGUGUCCAGUGCUGCCACAGACGUGUCCUACAGGGGUGUGCAUGUGGAGGUUCUCCAGGUGUGCUAGCCUUUACACUACAUUCACAUUCACUCAGGGAGAUGGCUGGGCUCUGUCAUACGGUGUCUUCAGUUAGCCUAGCAGAGACACUUUGCACCGAAUAGAAGACCUUUAACCUUGAUCACUGUUUAUAGCGUAUGUUCUUGUGAAUGUCAAUCACGGAAGUAUCAAAGACUUUUUACCCUUGUUCCGACAUCAAUAUUACAACAGGACUUUUCAGUCCGAAUUGUAGAAGACUUAGGAUAUAAGCAAAAAUUAAUAAAAUAUAAAGAUGGAUUUUAUUCUUGGAAUUUUCGUGUCUGUUUUGUUGUGAUCUUUUCCCCCCAUUUUUCUUUGUCUCCCCUAUUUAGCAUCCUCUAUUUUGUCUUGUAAGUUUGUAAUUCUAUUUUUUUAAAAACAUGUUAAAAAAACACCAAAAAAGAUCAUUUACUUCUGUCAGUAUCCCCGUCCUUCAUGUCUUCAAUUUAUUUCAAAUUAUUAGACUACACACACACACACACACACACACAUGCACACACACACUCACGCACACACACACUCACACACACACACGCACACACACCUGCACUCACACGUACACACACACACACACACACACAAACAUGUGUAUGUGUGUGCUUGUGUAUGAUAUAAUUUAUAAUAUAUUAUUAAUAAAGAGCUUGGGUUAUUAAAAACAUUUAAGAGUUGUAGCGUUGUGCAAUGGGGAUACAGUAUGUGGUUUUAAGAAUGUAAUAAAGAUCUUUUUGCAGAAA